CUUGUAUGUGCUGUUGGCAGUCAAGAGCCUUCACAAUUUUGGUUCUUCGUUUACCGACCGUUUUCCCAUUUUGCAGCUGUCGUGCAAAGCUACUGCUGCUUUGGGAUGUCCGGGUGCUCCUCCUGACUUGCAUUUAAUGGCAGCAACGGAUGGAGAGGUUCUGGAGCGUGACAACAGCGGGCCGAUGACAGUGCCUCAACCGCAAUAUGAUCCUUAUUUUUCUGCAAACGAAAAGAUUGUCCAAGAUUUGUUGUUUGAUGAAAAGCGCUAUCACAGCACACCAGGUUAUUGCGUCCGUCAGCCCUUAGCUGUCGCCAAGUGGAUGAGAAGAGCGCUUCUUAACUGGCUGCGUGAUGUAUCUAUUCACCGUCAAACCGAUGCUGGUGUUCUAGCUCAAAGUGCUCAACUCAUCGAUCGUUAUCUGCACGUCGUUCUCACGGAUAGAAGGGAGUAUCAACUCGUUGGAGCCACUUGUUAUUUUAUUUCCAGUAAGCUGAAGGAAAGUGUUCAAGUCCCACUGAAUGAAAUGGUGAGGUAUACGGACUAUUCCGUGACUCAUGAUGACAUCCUGGCGAAAGAGUUGACUAUUUGCUUAUCCCUUAUGUGGGAUCUGACUUGCAUUACUCCUGUCGAUUUUAUCGCACCGGUGGUCGACUUUCUGGAAUUUGUACCCAGUCUGAAACAAAUCAUUCGCCAGGCAGCCUUGAAUGUAUACAUCAAAGUCUUUCAUGUUGACGAUCUGGGUACGUUUUUGCCAAGCUACUUAUCUGCCGCAUGUAUCCUCUAUGCAUUGAAUUUGACCGUUCAUCCUGAUCUCAGUGACGUUGCUCUCCGCUCUGUCACACGCAUCCAACAACUUCUGCGACUUGAUGCUCGCAAAAUACGUGAAGUUUAUCAGCAACUACAAGCAUGCUUUGAACCGGGUACUGUUCAACUCUCCGAGUUGGUCCGCAGGGCUGAUAGCCACCCACCCACCAGUACCGAACCCAAUGUCCCAACAGUUGUUGCCCAAUCAUUGCAAAUGUAGUUGCUAAUAUUAUUACUACCCUGUUUCUAUUUAAACAAGCGGCAGGCUCAAUGUGCUUCCAUAGAUGCUGGGAAUAAUCGUACACGAUUGGGCUAUUCACAACUAGUCACCAUGGUAAACCGAGAGCGUGGAUGCGUUACAAAAGCUGAUCAACAGGAAGUUAGUCAUGUAGCCAUGCUUACUCUUUGUCCACUCAAGAUGGCCACACCUCGUAGGGAUAACAGGGGCGAUCACUGGGAUCGGAAUGCUUGACCUGAGAGGUCUUCAACUGCACAGUAGACUAUGGCACUAAUUGGAAUAAUCAUGGAUCACCCGAAGCGUUUCCUUCUUUGAUUACAUUCUGCAGUUGUGGCGAUCUGCUGUCUUCGCGUGUUCUUGUGGGUUUAUGACAGUGUUAUUCCUGUUUCUAUUCGUAUUCAUAGUCAGUCGUUUCACUCGCCUGGAUUUCCGUUAUCUCUACUUCCGCUUUCAAUCUCCUCACUACCACAAAUCGGCAAUUUCGAGAGUUUUUCAACGGAUUUCUUCAAUGUCACCACCAGCCUUUCUGCAGUUAGAUGACCGUGCUCCUAUCACCUCUCACUUCGAGUUUCUGUGUGCUUUGCUUCUUUUUAUUCCACUGUGCCAUGGUUUGAUAAUACACCUGUUUGGCUCCCAGUCUCUUUGA
This is a messenger RNA of Dicrocoelium dendriticum, 1691 nucleotides long. Lineage: Eukaryota; Metazoa; Platyhelminthes; Trematoda; Plagiorchiida; Dicrocoeliidae. The record is from the annotation of a GenBank genome assembly.